This is a messenger RNA of Cylas formicarius (sweet potato weevil), 5123 nucleotides long. It is a transcript of the gene Trpm, whose product is annotated as transient receptor potential cation channel trpm. Lineage: Eukaryota; Metazoa; Arthropoda; Insecta; Coleoptera; Brentidae. Bases 16 to 4605 code for a protein of 1529 amino acids. Gene Ontology annotation, biological process: protein tetramerization; monoatomic cation transmembrane transport. The record is from RefSeq and is a predicted model, not a curated record. The transcript is spliced from 25 exons. Gene Ontology annotation, cellular component: membrane. Gene Ontology annotation, molecular function: monoatomic cation channel activity.
AAACCGUGCUGUUCGAUGAAAUUACAUUUCAUCCAAACAACCAUGAAGGGAACACAGAUGCAUGGAGCAGCGACGGCUCCGAAAACAUGGAUUGAAGCAACCUUUUUCAAAAGGGAAUGUUGCCGAUACAAACCAAGCAAUAAGGAUGAAUUAAGAUGUUCUUGCGGACGCACUAUAGAACAGCACAAAUAUUUAACGACCCGAAACCCCAUGCCACCUGGAGAAAUAUGGUUUCCUACCAAAUGUACCGUGGCCCACCCUACCGACGCGUACGGAACUCUGGAGUUUCAGGGCGGACCCCAUCCUUCCAAAGCCCAGUACAUAAGGGUGGCGCACGAUACCAAACCCGAGUAUUUAAUGCAACUGUUGACCCGUGAAUGGGGUUUAGAACUGCCAAAACUACUGAUCUCAAUCCAAGGCGGUAAGGCGAAUUUCGAUCUGCAGCCGAAACUUCAAAAAAUAUUGCGCAAAGGGCUGCUGAAGGCAGCGCGAUCCACCGGGGCGUGGAUAUUCACUGGAGGGACCAAUACAGGUGUUACAAAACAUAUCGGGGAUGCGUUGCUUCUCGAAAGAUCUCAAAGAACGGGCAGAGUGAACACACUAGGAAUUGCUCCUUGGGGUGUAGUAGAAAAUAAUCAAGACUUAAUUGGGCACAAUACCGAAGUACCCUACCACUCGAUAUCAUCGCCCAGAUCGAGAAGUGCAGCGUUAAACAACCGACACGCAUAUUUUCUGUUAGUAGAUAACGGUACUAUCGAAAAAUAUGGCGCAGAAAUUAUUCUGCGAAGGAGACUGGAAAAAUACAUAUCCAAACAAAGAUUAUAUCCCUUCACACAAAGCCCAAUUCCAAUAGUAUGUUUAGUAAUAGAAGGUGGGACAAAUACAAUAAGAGCAAUAUUAGAGUAUGUCACAGAUGACCCACCAGUCCCAGUGGUCAUUUGCGAUGGGUCAGGCAGAGCAGCCGACCUCAUAGCUUUUAUGUGCAAAUAUGAAUGUUCAAUGUUAAGAACCAUGAAAGAGUAUAUAAUAGCCGCCAUUCAGAGAGCCUUCGAAGUUGCCGCUCAGUUAGCUGAUGGACUAUUUAGCGAACUAAUGUUAUGUGUGGAAAAUAAGCAUUUGAUAACAAUCUUUAGAACAUCUGACAAAUAUGACCAAAAGCCACAAGAACUAGAUCAGAUUAUUUUAACAGCCCUUUUCAAAUCUCAACAUCUCUCACCCACUGAACAACUUAGCCUGGCACUAACCUGGAACAGAGCUGACAUAGCUCGAUCGGAAAUAUUCAUCUAUGGCCAGGAAUGGCCACCUGGAGCGUUAGAAGAUGCAAUGAUGAAGGCUUUAGAACAUGAUAGGUGUGACUUUGUUAAGCUAUUGUUAGAGAAUGGAGUAAGUAUGAGAAAAUUUUUGACAAUACCGAGAUUGGAAAAUCUUUACAACUCAAAACAAGGCCCUAGUAAUACUCUCAGAUAUAUUUUACGAGAUGUGAGGCCUCAUAUACCAGUGGGAUAUGUAUACACGCUACAUGACAUUGGAUUGGUUAUAAAUAAACUAAUGGGCGGAGCUUACAGAGCAUUUUAUACAAGAAGAAAGUUUCGGCCUAUAUAUGCAAAGGUUAUGAACAGAGCUCAGAAUUUAACAAUGGGCACCGCACCUUCCAAGCCAUUUUGCGCAAUCAGCUUACUGACUGAAUCACUUCCAUCAGGUGCAAGCCCCUGUUUAUUUGACUAUCCAUUCAAUGAACUUUUGAUUUGGGCUGUGCUUAUGAAACGACAUAAAAUGGCGUUGUUGAUGUGGCAACAUGGCGAGGAAGCUUUGGCAAAAGCGUUAGUGGCAUGUAAAUUAUAUAAGGCAAUGGCCCAUGAGGCUGCCGAAGAUGAUUUGGAAACCGAGGUUUAUGAAGAACUUAGAGCUUUUGGAAGGGAAUUUGAAACUAUAGGGUUAGAGGUAUUGGACUAUUGUUAUCGACAGGACGACGAUCAGACGCAACAGCUGUUAACUUGCGAAUUGCAAAAUUGGUCAGGACAAACUUGUCUUAGUUUAGCUGUAGCAGCUAAUCAUAGAGCACUCCUAGCUCACCCCUGUUCACAAAUAAUUUUGGCAGAUUUAUGGAUGGGUGGAUUACGUACUAGAAAAAAUACCAAUAUUAAGGUCAUUAUGGGUCUAUUUUGUUGCCCUUAUAUAUUAAAACUGGAAUUCAAAAGUAAGGAAGAGUUGCAAUUGAUGCCACAAACAACAGAAGAACAUAAAGAACUGGAGAAUGAUGAUGAUGACAAGUCAGUUCCCGAAAAGCAUCCAGAUGGAGAGUGGAUAAAUAAUCACGGGUACAUAUUCAGAAGAGCGCUUCUUACCGAGAAUUACAUCGUUAGGGACAAAUUGAUUCAAGAAAAUGGCAAAUAUUUCACAGAAUAUGACAAUACCAAGUAUCAUAGUGCCGCUACAGACAUGCAUUCCGAUAAAACACAGAAGCAGCGAGAAUUAAAAAUCAAGAAAAAAUUGUACGAAUUCUAUACUGCACCUAUAACAAAAUUUUGGGCCAAUUCAAUUGCGUAUCUAAUAUUUUUGGUUCUCUUCAGUUAUACAAUACUAGUGAAAAUGGACGAGAUGCCCAUUUGGCAGGAGUGGGUUUCGAUGGCGUUUAUUAUUUCAUUUGGCUGUGAGCAAAUCAGAGAACUCAUUUCCUCUGAACCAGUACGCCUAAGUCAAAAAGUGGCUGUUUGGUCAUGGAACAUGUGGAAUCCUUGUGAUAUGGGCGCCGUUUUGUUUUUUUUGGUUGGAAUGACCCUCAGGUUUGGCGCCCAAACAUUUAGUGAGGGGAGAGUGAUAUAUUGCGUUAAUAGCAUCUACUGGUACUUAAGAAUACUCAAUAUUUUAAGUGUUAAUAAAUACUUAGGUCCACUAGUCACUAUGAUGGGCAAAAUGGUGAAGAAUAUGAUAUAUUUUGUUGUCCUCUUAUUAAUUGUGUUAAUGAGUUUUGGUGUUAGCCGUCAAGCGAUACUUAAUCCGCAGGAACCGCCACAAUGGAAAAUUGUCAGAGACGUUUUUAUGGAGCCAUAUUUCAUGUUAUAUGGAGAAGUGUAUGCAGAUAAAAUCGAUCCUGAUUGUGCUGAUGACUCGGAAUUUCCUUGUGUAAGUGGUCGUUGGAUAUCUCCCAUCAUCAUGUCCAUCUACCUUUUGGUUGCCAAUAUUUUGCUGAUCAACCUGCUUAUAGCCGUGUUUAACAAUAUUUUCAAUGAAGUGAAUUCGGUAGCUCAUCAGGUUUGGAUGUUUCAACGAUUUACGGUUGUAAUGGAGUACGAACAAAAACCAAUUCUGCCACCUCCGUUGAUCAUUUUCUGUCACAUAUUCUUGUUGCUAAAAUACAUCCGCAGAAAAAUGGAAGGAAAGGAGGAAGGCUACGAUAAUGGUUUAAAGUUAUUUUUGGAUAGGGAUGAAAUGGAACGUUUGUACGAUUUUGAAGAAGACUGUGUGGAAGGUUACUUGGCUGAACAAGAGACCAAAUUGCAACAGUCCACAGAACAGCGAAUCAAAAUCACGACUGAAAGAAUUGAGUAUUUAACGCAGAAAGUCGAAGAUAUCCAUUCAAGAGAAAAUGUACAGACGACCGUACUUCAAAAUUUGGAGGUUCGAUGUCGGAAAUUUGCUGAACAGUUGGUCGAUAUGGCGAACGAAUUGGAAUUUCUAAAACAGCGACAACAUUAUGCCAGUCAGAAACGGGAAAAACUUCUUACACAGACUAGUUCAAAAGACACAGCUGAUCCUGAAACGCCUGAACGUGUAACGGAGAGCGAGAUUUCUGCAAUUGCCGAUUUAAUUAACCAACCGACAAAACGCAAAACUAUGACGAGGUCGCUGACUGAAGUGAGACCUGAUGCGUUCAUUUUCGAUAACGGGCAAUAUAUCGAAUAUAGGCACAUCGAGGAAGAGCAUGACGAUUUCAAGCAGGAUGUUGAUAAUAUCUCAGUAACAGGUGAAGAAACUUCUGCAAUAAGUGGCACACCUGUCACUGUGUUGGAUAAACGUCAAAUGGCAAGGGCACAGUCUGAACCGGAAAGUUCCGAAUUGCCAGCGUCCGAAUCUUUUACUAAUUCGUUAAAUAACGAACCUAAAAUCAAAAUUAUACCUCGCGAAGCCAUUUUGAUGCAUAUGCAUAGCGAAUAUACUAGUAUUACAGACGAGUUGGAAACUGUGUGCGGUUUACUGAGCCCGUCGAAAUCACCGGGGCUUUUGUCACCCCCCGGACCUGACCGAUCUCCGCCAAGUAUAAGGAAACGUCAUGUCUCUGAAAUGUCUAAUCCCGAAAUAGCACUCAACUUUGAAAAGGAACAUUUACGGAGUGCUGAAGAAUGCGAUUAUAUGGUAAUGGAAAAUUUGAUCCAGAGACGUUAUGAGAACGAUUCCGAGGAUGAGGUGUUGGUUAAGGAAAAUGAAGGGAUUGAACCACAGACGGGACGAACUUCCGCUUUGUUAAGUGUAUUAUCUGAAACGCGUGAAUACAGAUUGAAUUCGUGGCCUGUUCGCAGCAUGCUUUCCAGAUCUGAAGCCACGGAGGGUGAACUAUCUAAUCCUAAUAUAAGUAGUAGCGGUAGAUCCCAAAGCGAAACAAGUUAGGGAAGUCAAAUAGAUAAACUUUUAGAAUUUCGAAUACUAUUUGUGUCGAACACAGUAUUUUUGUCUCUCAUCAUAAAGAAUGCUCAUAUUUAAAAUGAAAAUGCGUGCGUAUAUAUCAAAUUUAUUUUUUUUUUCUCGAUAUUGUGAUUUUACAGUACAAUAAACUGAUUUAAAUCAAACAUUUUUGUGAGUUAUUUGUAGGAUUCUUGUCUCCAGUCAUACAUAAUGCUCAUAUUUAAACAAAAAAUGCAUACAUAUAUCAAAUGUAUUUUUCCCUCGAUAUUGUGAUUUUACAGUACAAUAAACAGAUUAAAAUCAAAAAUGUUUUUUUUUUUAAUUAUUUACUGUCCCACUUUAUAAUUCCCAAAUUUAUAAAAUUUGUGACCCCGAACCGUUUUUACACUCCAUAACCUUUCUGUCAAUUCUUUGAUGCUGGGUUUUUACAUAUAACCCACUGAAACAUGAAAUACAAAAACGAAAAAUUUACAGAAUUAAAAUUUAUCUCUGUAAAAUGUAGU